Messenger RNA from Salvia hispanica, 1275 nucleotides. RefSeq lists its product as uncharacterized. NCBI's taxonomy places the organism in Eukaryota, Viridiplantae, Streptophyta, Magnoliopsida, Lamiales, Lamiaceae. Gene Ontology annotation, molecular function: protein binding. The record is from RefSeq and is a predicted model, not a curated record. Gene Ontology annotation, cellular component: plasma membrane.
AUGGCAGCAAAGGUUACGACAAAGAAUCUCUAUGAUGCUGCAAAAAAUGGAGAUGUAGCAACAUUGGAAGAUUUGAUGCAACAAGAACCGAAUCUUGCUGGUGAAGUUUUAUAUGCACGCUCACGAAAUGUUCUACACAUAGCAGCGAUGCAUGGGCAAGGAGGCAUCGUUGAGGUGUUGAGUUCCCACCGACAGCUAGCUCGAGAUGUUGACUCACAAAAUUCGACACCACUUCACAUUGCAGCUGCACAAGGGAGUCUUCAUGUAGCCUUAAAAUUGAUAUCAAUGGCCCCUGAAACAUGCCUGUGGCGAGACUGUCAUAAUAUGAACCCGCUUCAUAUUGCAGCCGUCAAUGGACAUAUCAAUAUCUUGCAAAAGCUGCUUGAAACCAACUCAUCUCCUGUUGUGGAGAGGGUGCAUCGCGGAGAGACCGUGCUGCACUUGUGCAUCAAAUACAAUCGUUUGGUUUCGUUGAAGUUUUUGGUGGAGAAAUUCAGGGAGCUUGUGUGUGCAAAGGAUGAUGAUGGCGAGACAGUAUUGCAUUUGGCUGUUAGAUUUAAUCAACUCCAGACCAUCCGAUACUUGGUGAAGCAACCUUAUAUAGAGAAGAAGGCACAUAAUUCCUUGGGCAAAACAGCCCUGCAAAUCUUGAAUGAGAUCCCACACACACCUCGCUACUCAGACAUGGAAAAACUCUUGAAGAUUCGAUCAACACAAAAAAUAUCAAACGUCUUCCCCAACCUGACCGACACGACAAUGGUGGUGGUGGUUCUGAUAGCCACCAUGGCCUUCCAGGCUGCUGUCAGCCCCCCGGGCGGGGUGUGGCAGGAACACACGGCAUCACACAAGGCCGGCGAUGCAGUGAUGGCAUCAACUCAUCCCAAACUAUACAAACAGUUCGUCCGUGCUAACACCAUAGCUUUCGGUUCAGCAAUCAUCACAAUCUUCCUCAUCACAACCCGACAGCCAUCCGGACGCAUUGUUUUCCUACUCAUCUCCUUGUUCACAAUGUGGCUAUCACUCGCAUCUAUUGCACUCAGCUACGGAGCUUCUAUAAUGGUCAUCUCUCCCAAUAUGGAAACACAAUCACUUGUUCCUGUAAUCAUCGUAGUCGUCGUUGUGUCACUAGGCAUCAUUGGAUUCAUAUAUGUGUAUAGUAUUAUACGAGAAUGGUUCUUACGUCGCGAUACAGCUCUCCCACGAUCUCAUACAUCAAGCGAUAGAGUCAUCAACAAUGUUGGCCGCGUUUUACGAUCGUCGGGGCCCAAAACCUAG